Messenger RNA from Spizellomyces punctatus DAOM BR117, 3413 nucleotides. RefSeq lists its product as uncharacterized. Gene Ontology annotation, molecular function: protein binding; oxidoreductase activity. NCBI's taxonomy places the organism in Eukaryota, Fungi, Chytridiomycota, Chytridiomycetes, Spizellomycetales, Spizellomycetaceae. The coding region runs from base 290 to 3313 and encodes 1007 amino acids. The transcript is spliced from 6 exons. The record is from RefSeq and is a predicted model, not a curated record.
UUUUGCUUGUGAGCAGAAUACCCAGAGCACAGGAGGGGUUGGAGGGGACUCAAAAUGAAUGGCAUUUGAUGUAUAGAGCAGCAUUGAUUUCACUCUCUCUUGAUCUUGAUUUUGUUUUUUGCAAAGGCUUUGUUUAUCGCUUUCGGUUGGCAUACCUGCGGUCUGGCUUUUGCUGGGUUGCUUUAUACGUUUUUGAUUUUGCUGCAAAGUUUACAAAUAAUUAAAAGCGGAUUUCUUCAAACGACCGUAUCGCCAUCAUUGAGCCCUCUGCUGUAACUACCGCUGCACCAUGGGACAAGAUACGUGGUGGAACAAGAUCCGGGUUUCGUUGAUGGUCUUGUGGAUAUUAGCUAUCCUACAAUCAACAAAUGGAGAUCCACAGACUGGACACAUCACACCACGGCAUGAUGACGAUAACACAUUGAGCGCUCUCGGACAUGAUGCAGACGUGGCAUUACCCAUCGGGCUCCCUGAUCCCGCUACCUUACGAUUUGGUCAACUGUUUUACCAAGAUGCACCCGGCCAAACCUCGUACGGGGGAGGAAAUUACUCGUUUUUCAUUCGAUACAAUCUUACGGAUGCUGGGACCGCGAAUGAAGCAUUGCAUAUCCUGCUUGUGCUUGCGGGGCCAUCAGAUCCAAAUCAUCCUGGAGCGCUAGCAAGACCAUGGGCAGCUAUCGGUUAUGGGGAAAGCAUGCUGAGAGGGGAGAUGAAUGUUUGCCACUCCUUUGCGGCGACAGGCGAGGAUGUAAAAGUUCAUGAACAUUUCACCAUGAAAAAGUAUCUUGCACCCUAUGAAUACGAAGGUCCCAAUCAGCUGGUAACGCCCAUUCAAGGCGUGUUCCGCAAUGGGCUGCUGUCCUGUCAUUUCAAGCGCCAAACGCACUCAAAUGACUCUUUACACUAUUCUCUGGACGUGCAUGGUGCAACACGGAUGCUCUGGGCCUUCAAUCCCCGACCACAGAAAAACUACCGCGGAGAAUGGUUCUCGUAUCACGAUACUGGGCACCGUGGGGCACUGGUUGCGAAUCUUGCGGACGGUAUGAUGGCCCCGCGCGACACGCCCAACUUUGAUUUGAAGGCCCUGCACGGAUUUGGCAUGGCAUCAGUGUGGAUGAUUUUGUUCCCUGCUUCUGUAUUUUACGCCCGAUACCUCCGGUCCAAAUAUGGUUGGAUCGUUUUUCAUAUUUCCGCUCAAGCAACGGGUAUCGUUGCCAUCUGCAUAUUUUUGACGGUGAUAUUGCUCGAGGUCCAGUAUUGGGAUCGGCCGCACUCGAUAUUGGGCGCGACGUUGAUUGGAUUCUUGGCUGUUCAGCUUUCGUUGGGGAUACCGAAUGUAAUGGGGUUGUGGAAUGAAGAAUUGGAUCGGAUUCGACCCGUGAUUCGGCUCAUUCAUAGGUUUUUGGGUGCAACGUUAAUGCUGGCAUCGGUCGUCCAGGUUUAUCUGGGUCUUGAUACCUUGUUUCCCUUUGCCGAACCUCGGGUGGUAGUGGUCUGGAUUCUCUAUUUCGUGGUGAUUGCAGGAUGGGUCACUGCUUUCUUAGCGACAGAAUUAUACUUUCGUCGUCGUCUGGUGAGAAAGGACGUUGGCAUGGGCGGUGUGGUGAUACCCCCAUCCUCGCAGGGGAAAAACGGCGGAGGAAAAUACGUGGCGGCCAAGACGACGGAUCUCCCGGCCAUGCAGGUAGAUAUGAUGCAAGAACGGCUCAGGCCCGGUAUGAGGACAUUUACAUGGCAGACUUUGAAUGAAACGAUCCUCGGCGGCGAAAUGCUGGUGGUUGCCAAUUCGCGAUAUGUGUAUGAUAUUUCAAAAUGGAUUCGUUCGCAUCCCGGUGGACAAAUUAUUCUUCAUGCAGUGUGUGGAACGGACAUUAGUAACGAUUACUUUCACGAAGCUGGUUUUGAUGCUGAAGAAUUCACACCCAAACCCGCUGUACCCGCCCAACGUCCUGACCGUAUCCAUGCAGGGGCUGUCACCCGAGUCCGGUCAGGAUCGUUCUCAGUCUCCAUAUCCCCGAGCGAAGUGCAAUCCGCCAUUGAAACAACACGACGUCUCCCAUCCAUGAACGAACAAGACUGGCGACAUAUUACAAAAUCCCGCCGAACGCAUGUACAUACCAAACUCGCCUUACAGAAACUCUCUGAUUUGAUCGUUGGCGAGCUCAUGCCUUCCGAUGACGCACCGUUUGACGAAUCCAUCAAGACACUUGCGCCUUCUCUUAAAUCCGCAACCUCUGGCACAGGCAUUCCAUUUGAUCGAUACGAGUUCCGUCGGUACGCUCUCACUGAAAAGGAACUCAUCAACCCAACAGCGAUUGGAAACCGUACACCCGUCUAUCGUCUUCGUUUUUGCUUACUCUAUCCCUACGAUACCCGCGAUAAUGAGCCCGAGGCCUUUAUCCCUGGGCAAUGUAUUGAACUGCAAAUGCGCAUUAAUAACCGGUUGGAAUCAAGAUACUAUACGCCGUAUACGGGGAGUUUAACGGCCUUUGAGAUCCAUGUCAAAAUGUACGAUCAGGGAACCAUGACGGGAUUCCUCAAGCGACAGCGAGUGGGUGAUCGGCAGUAUCGGAUUCGGGGACCGUUUGGUGCGAGUAUUUUGCCAGAGGCUUGGAGGAGGGUGGAGCGUCCUUUGGGGAUGGGAAGGGAGGAGAAGCGGUUGUGCUAUUUUGCUGGGGGGAGUGGUAUUGCUCCGUUUUUGCAGGUUGUACAUGAAGUGCUGUUGCCUGUUUAUGUGCCUUUGGUGGUCACUAGUGAGUAUAUACCCACUAUCCCUGACGAACUCGUUCUGAAUCCCGGUGACCGUGUCAUAGCCAAACACCACUAUUAUGACGGCUGGUGUCUUGGGAUGAACCUCACGACCUCGACUGAAGGCGUUUUCCCCCUCUCCGCGACAGCACCCCCUUGCAACCCGAACAGCAAGCUCGUCUUGAUCCACUCCAUCCGCACUCCAGACGAAAUCUUUGGUCGCGAGGUCCUAGAAGGUGUCAUGUUGUCCUAUCCCGAACAACUCGCCGUGUACUAUUUCGUCGAUAGUGUCACCUCUCCUAUUGAACUGGGUGUUGUUCAACAAGGGCGGUUAACCCAAAAGCGUAUUGACGCCAUUUUAACUGAAGUUGGAUUCGAGAGUGAGGGUGGUGUGGACUUGACAGAGGAGGCCGAGGAGGAGGGGACAAAGUCUUGUGUUGUGUGUGGGCCGCCUGGGUAUGAUUCGUUUGUAGUGGAUUGUUUGAUGGAGUGUGGUGUGGGUGGCCGGGGUUUUGGACGGGAGGUCAAGGUGUUGCCGAGUGAUCGGUGGGUGGAGAAGCUGUGAAGAGGAUGAUGGUGUUAUAUAUAUCGUAGUAAUUCUUUUUUUACUUUUUUGCUUGUAUAUUUUGAUACACACAUGUACUUUUACAGACAUGAUAUUGGUA